AGUAGUAGCGAUUUAACAAAGUACAAAAGUCUCUCACCUUCUCUCUCUAAAAAUACAUAAACAAAACAGGCACAGGCUUUCUCUCUCUAGUUUCUGUUUAGUUCUUUUCUUCUUUUUUCUAUUUUACCCGAGGCGGCUCUGCUCGCGAUCCAGGCUACUGAUUGUACUCUUUUUUUGAAGUCAAUUUUUGAAGCUUCAUUUGGCAGGCAAAGUUUACGAUCUAGGGUUUCUAUUAUUGUUUUGGCUGUGUUGUUGUCUUGAAUCUCGAAUAUUAAAUUAUACGAGCUCGUUUUGGCGAAAGGUUCUCUUUCUCGCUAUCCAUUGAGCCAGCAAAGGAUAAGUGACUGGUAAUCACUUUCUAGCGUUUUAGGGUUUCUGCGUUUUUCUUUUUCAGUUGUAUGAUAAACCUAGUUCAUGAUUUUGUAUUUAGUGUUAGGGUAUAUAAUUUAACUAUGUUGUUAUUAUUUUUGACAGGUGUAAAUUCUUAAAUCUUUUUCUGAAUUUAGUAGGAAAUAAAUUUUAAUAUAUUUCAAGUUUAUUUAUUUAUUUGAAUUUCUUUAUAGAAUUUUAAGAGUUGCAGAACUUUGGGAUUAUUGUUCUUUAAUUUUGAGUAUAUUCGUUUAGAAGUAAAAUUUUUGGAAAGUAUUAAAGUACGGUAUUAAAUUUUGGGUGAUGACAUGCUGUUUGCGCUAACUCAAUGGGGGUUGUUAUUAUGUAUAAUGUUGAAGGCACAAAAGUACAAGGAGGUAAUAUUAUUCCAAUGAUUUAUUUAUGCAGAGUUGGGUUAUUAAACCAACUGCUUUCUCCUAGCUGAUAGAAAGGACUUAAGGAAGGCUAAGAUGAUGAUGGAAAGGAAUGAUAAAUUUCGUGGCGGAUUUUAUCGAAAUACAUUUGAGACAGUAGGUGAACUAGAGGGUUCUGGCAGCUCAGGGCGGAUUGAUACUGAGAUUACUGCUUCUGAGGAUUCAAGUGCCCCAACCAGAAAGCGCAUUAAUUUAAAUUCCAAUAAACAGGACUCCUUUGGUGUGCCUUUACAAGUCCUCUCAUUUUCUCGCAUGUCAUCAUCUGAAAGAAAGAAUUUAAUACGCCGGUUGAGAUUUGAACUUGAACAGAUUCGGUUGCUCCAAAAGAAAUUGGAGGUGCAGAAAAUAAAUGCUGUUACACUGUCAUCUUCCAGCGAUAUUCUUAGUUGUAGUAAUGGGACAAAUGGGCCUCGUGCUGCAAAAUUUAACAAGUCGGCAAUGUUGACCUCUGGGCCAGUGAAGAAAGCCAAUCCUUCAGAUAAAAUUCGUGAAUGGAACAGGAGUAGUUCUGGAAGGUUCAAGUCCACAAAGCAGCCUUCAGCACCAUUGGCUACAAAUAUGAUGGUAAUGAAGCAGUGUGAGACUUUGUUGAGUAGAUUGAUGAGCCAUCAGUACGGAUGGGUAUUCAAGGAGCCAGUUGAUGUAGUGAAGUUGAACAUUCCAGAUUAUUAUACUAUUAUUAAGCACCCAAUGGAUUUGGGGACAAUAAAGAGCAAUAUAUGCUCGGGUUUGUACUCUAGCCCGUUAGAAUUUCUUGCUGAUGUGAGGCUUACUUUUAGAAAUGCUAUGGAAUACAAUCCAAAGGGCAGUGAUGUACACAUUAUGGCUGAUACACUUAGUAAAUUUUUUGAAGUGAGAUGGAAAGCUAUUGAGAAGAAAUUGCCUAAGAUUGAUACUCAUGGUUUACCUUCAAAGUCAGGUCCUCGCGAAGACUUGCAAAUUACUGAAAUAUCUCCUAUUAAAAAGAGAAAAAUAUCUUCAUAUCAGCAUGAAAUUGUGGCAGUGCCUGUUAGACGGGUAAUGACAGAUGAUGAGAAGCAGAAAUUAGGCAAAGAAUUGGAAUCUUUGUUGGGAGAAAUGCCUAUCCAUAUCAUUGAUUUUCUGAAAGACCAUAGUUCAAAUGGGAGGGAUGCAGGAGAAGAUGAAAUUGAGAUAGACAUUGAUGAUCUCAGUGAUGACACUUUAUUCACACUGCGGAGGCUUCUAGAUGACUAUUUGCUAGAGAAACAAAAAAGCCAAGCUAGGGUGGAACCUUGUGAGAUAGAGCUAUUGAAUGAAUCUGGGCUAAGCAAUUCAUCCAUGCAACAGCAAAAAGGGAAUGAUGCAGCCGAUGAGGACGUUGACAUAGGUGGCAAUGAGCCCCCUGUCUCAAGCUAUCCUCCUGUGGAGAUAGAGAAGGAUACAGGCAACAAGGGAACUAAAUGCAUCAGCUCAGGCAGCCCUACUGGGUCUGAUUCUGAUAGCUCUUCUGAGAGUGACACUGAUGCAAAAGCUUUGAGUCCAACUACUGCAACAAAGGUUAAUGGAAACUUCGGUUCUGGGCCUCAAUUAGACGAUAAAACAAGUGCAGUUGAUCUUCUGGAGAGAAAUCAGUCAUGUCCAGAAUCUGUUAGUGGGUUGGAUCAACUUGAACAGACUUCCCAGCAAAAGCCAAGUUCAGUUGAAUCAGAUUGCUGUCAAGAUGAUCUUCCUGCAAACAUCUUAGGGGACAGUGCUCCAAAUGAAAGGCAGGUCUCUCCAGAUAAGCUUUUCAGGGCUGCAAUGCUGAAGAACCGUUUUGCUGAGACAAUAUUAAAAGCUCGUGAAAAGACACUUUCACAGGUUGAUAAAGGGGAUCCUGAGAAACUGAGGCGGGAGAAGGUGGAACUCGAGCUGCAGAAAAAGAAAGAAAAAGCAAGGUUGCAGGCAGAAGCUAAGGCUGCUGAAGAUGCUCGAAAGCAGGCUGAGGCAGCAGCUGCAGCUGAGGCUAGACGAAAGAGGGAGCUUGAAAGAGAAGCAGCACGUCAGGCAUUAUUGAAGAUGGAAAAAACUGUUGAAAUUAAUGAGAACUCUCAGUUACUGGAAGACUUGGAAAUGCUUAGAGCUGCCCCUGUGGAGCAUUUACCAAGUUCUGUAGAUGAGACGAGCCCAGUUCACUCCCAAGAUGGCUUGGGUGGCUUUAAAUUUGGGGGAAGUAACCCGUUAGAACAACUUGGUUUGUUCAUGAAACAAGAUGAAGAGGAGGAAGAGGGGGAGCCAUUAAAUAUUCUGAAUCCUGUAAAUGACAUGGAAGAGGGAGAAAUCGAUUGAGUUAUGUUACUUGUUUGUUUUUUUUCAUGAAGGAUGAUGAAUCGAGGAUCCAGCACAUACAUCUGGUUCUGGAAGAAAAAGGAAAAAGAAAACUUGGUCCGGGCACUUAAAAAAGUGGCCAUGAGACAACCCGAGGAUCGCAAAACAGGAGAGCCAAUGGCCUGGAAUCAUGCAAGUAGGAUUCACUACUUGGGAAGUUCAGAAUGUCGCCAAGUUUGGUACGGAUGAUUAUUAAAAAAUUCAUUGUUGCCUAAAAAAAAUAAUCUCAAACAUAAGAUUGAAGCAACAAAAGUAUCCACAGGGGAAUUUGGAGGGUUGCAUCGUAUUGGGAGGGACUAGAAACAAAUAUAUUCUCCUGUGGGGGUGGGGGUGGGGGUGGGAAUGGUGUUGGGACUUGGUUUUGAGACUUUGCCGAUAUAGAGGUCUAUAUUUAAGAUGUUGAAUAGCAAUUACUUGUAGGGCACGAAGUAUGAGUGCUGUUGGAAUUUGUCUUGUCCAUAUUUACAGAGAAGUCUAGAUUUUUAUCACCAGAAUAUGCGAUAUUUUCAAACUUAAGCCAGCAUUGAGUGAAAAAAACUGAGACUUGAAGAGCUGGAGUUGCUAUUUCCUGGCCGAUGUAUAAAAACUAUGAUCGCAUAUCCUGCUUUAUUGUGCCAGUUUUUUAGUAGAGCAAGUGUUUAGCAAAAAUUAAUCAUAGUCAAUAAGUCACUGCAAUUAUUCCGGA
This is a messenger RNA of Ricinus communis (castor bean), 3816 nucleotides long. Its product is annotated as transcription factor GTE8. NCBI's taxonomy places the organism in Eukaryota, Viridiplantae, Streptophyta, Magnoliopsida, Malpighiales, Euphorbiaceae. The coding region runs from base 840 to 3092 and encodes 750 amino acids. Gene Ontology annotation, molecular function: protein binding. The transcript has 10 exons. The record is from RefSeq and is a predicted model, not a curated record.